Messenger RNA from Musa acuminata subsp. malaccensis (wild Malaysian banana), 1387 nucleotides. Lineage: Eukaryota; Viridiplantae; Streptophyta; Magnoliopsida; Zingiberales; Musaceae. The record is from RefSeq and is a predicted model, not a curated record.
AUUUUUUCUUCCUUCGCAUGCCCACAGUUCACAUCGAUUGUGUGCCAUUAACCCACCCACUCUUCUUCUUCUUCUUCAAACUACAUAUAGUAUAUACAAAUGAUCUCUCUCUGUGAUGCCGCGUUGAUCUCUUGCACCUCUUCUUUAAUCGAGUCAGUGUGCCACUGGAUCCAACCUUGCCGAGCUCCCUCCUCAUUUCACCUCGAUGAAGAACAGCAGCAGCCGCCCAACUCAAAGCUCCAUGGAGAUCCAGAUCCAUUGCCCCGCCCCUGCAACGAAGCUGCCGCGCAAGGUCUGUGCACCCGAGGAAGUCACCCUCCUGCUCAGGAUCUUAGCUCUACUGCUUCUUCUCCUCGUCGUCAUGUCCAUCGCUACCACCUCCAUGGACGACGAGCGGUUGCGGUCCUGGAGGUUCAGACCGCGCGAGGACGACGACGACUCCAUGGCUUAUCAGCCACCGGCCGACCUGAUGCACAACAUGAGCGACGGUGAGCUGUUCCAGCGUGCAAUGGACGUCAGCCAGUUGAGCCGGCACCGUCUCGGAAUGGUUCCCAAGAUCGCCUUCAUGUUCUUGACCAAGGGAGCUUUGCCGCUGUCGCCGCUCUGGGAGAAGUAUUUUGCCGGUCACAGUGGACUCUACUCCAUCUACAUACAUCCCCGUCCGUCGUAUCACGCCGACAACGCGUCGAGUUCCGUGUUCUACAGGCGGCAGAUCCCGAGUAAGGUGGUGAACUGGGGGAGUCUGUCCCUGGUGGACGCUGAGAGACGACUCCUCGCGAACGCGUUGCUCGACCUCUCGAACGAGCGAUUCGUGCUGCUGUCGGAGUCCUGCAUCCCGCUCUUCAACUUCAGCUUCACCUACCAGCACCUGAUGAGCUCCAGGUACAGCUUCGUGGACGCCUUCGACGAGCCCGGCCCGGCGGCAAGGGGGCGAUACCAGCCGAAGCUGGCGCCGGAGAUCAACGUGACGGAGUGGCGCAAGGGCGCGCAGUGGUUCGAAGCGAGCCGCCAGGUGGCCGUGAUCGUCGUCAACGAGACCCACUACUACGCCAAGUUCGACGAGCUCCGCGACGUGAUGUACCUCCAGGACGAGCACUACAUACCCACCAUCCUCACCAUUAAGGCGCCACAUCUCAUCGCCAAUCGAACGCUGACAUGGGCGUACUGGACCGGAGGACCGCAUCCGGAAACUUUCGGGAAGGAUGACGUGAGCGAUGGGUUCCUGAGGAAGAUAAACCAGGAGAAGAAUUGUUCCUACAAUGACCAGCCAUCGACAGUCUGCUACCUGUUCGCCAGGAAGUUUGCUCCCAGUGCACUGGAGCCUCUGCUGAAGCUGGCACCCACUUCUCUUGGGUUUGGGUAGAGCGAAGACAUGAUGAUGAUGAUG